GGUAGGAAAGACUUUUUAAUUUUAAUAUUUUACGAGCAAUUAGUGUCAAGCAACACUAAAUUGAAAACGUCAAAAAUAUAAAAAAAGCCGCAAAGGCUGUGUAUAUUUUAAUUUUACGUUUAAAAAUGUUGUUUUUCUUGUUUUAAUCACAUAUUUAGUGCAAUUUUUUGUUCUAGUCCGUUUUUUUUCAAUUUAUAAAAAGUAGCUAGUAUAAAACCAUUGAUGAUAUUCAUUUUUGUGCCAUUUAUUAUUAGUGGUUUCUUUGUUAUGAAAAGAAGUUACUUUCUUUAUGGUGAUUUUGUUUUGAAAAGUGAUAUCAGUACGCUAUGAAAAUGUGUAAUAAAUGUUUUAGAGCCUAAUUGACACAAUGUGCAUUCGAUAUCCCGCCAUUUUGUAAGAAAACUGGAAAAUCGCAAUUUGCAAUGUAGUGUAUUACGGUUUCCACACUAAGAAAGGAUGAAUUCAACAAUUUUCCAAUAAGAAUUGUGUUAGAACUACAAUACUACUAUAAAUAUGUCGACGUUACACAGUCAAAGUGAUUGGACGAAGAUAAAACAAAAAAAUUUGGACUCGAAGUAUGAAAAAUGUAGAAAUAUAACAGAAGAGAUUUACAAACGUAUAAAUCUUACAUUUCCAGUAAAGAAAUUUGAGAAUCCACCUCAGAGUGAUCUGUCAGAAAGUGCAUCAAUUGACAGCAAUGACUUGAGUAAUGAAACUGACCUUUUUGCCUGUGAUAAGUCAUCUAUAUCAAGCAGUACCGAGUUGGAUGGAUUGGAGUUGGGUAGCAUUGCCUGUGAGAAGUAUAUUAACAUAAAUAACAAUGAAGAAAGAGUAAAGCAGACCUGGCAACCAAAAAGGCCAAAGAAGAGAUUCCGUAAACGAAUAAAGAAGCAACAAAAACAAUCAAAACAGUCAGAUGGUUCUAGUGAUGAGGCUUUACCACUCAGCCGAGUUGGAGAUAUAGAUGUUAGGCGAAGUACGUCACCUGAGAGACCUAAUGACGUUAUGGGGGUGCCUAAUAUUGUUAUUAUCACCAGUGAUCUCAAAUAUAAAAUCAAAUCACCAACACCAGUCAAAGACAAGAAGAUAUUGAAACCAGAGAUAAUAGAAAGCAAAGAUUCAGACUCCUCCGAGAUAUCUAUAAAAGAUAAAAGAGUUUGCAAAAUUUGCAACUUGGUUUGUCGAGGGGAAAGAGGGCUUAGGCGUCAUCUUAAAAUGAGUCAUUUUGAAAAUCCACAUUUUACUGCAGAGCAAGGGAAUUCACAAUAAGUAAAUAUUGUUUUUUUAUAUGAAAUUUUAUAUAUUAUUUUAUUGGAUUUUAAUCUAAAAAUCGCGACACGAUGUUCGUUUUAAAUGUUUUAAAAUCACUGCUCAAUAAUAAGAAAAUAACAGUGACAUAUCUUGAUUUCAAAAAUCCAUACAAAUAAUGCAUUUGUAUUUUUCUAGUAUUUAAAAAAAUCAGUGACAUUUCAAAUAUUACAAUAGUAAAUAUUUAGAUUACUACAUUACUUGUUAAAUUUAGGUAUACUGUCAGCAAAUUUUUCCUUUCCAAAUUUAUAUUUGUUUUUUUUAUAGAAUAGAGACAGUAUGCCCUACUGUCUCUAUUUACAAGUAAUUUUUUAAUAUAUGGUAGUCACAAUUCCUUUUUUCGACAAAUAAUCUGUUAAUUUUGAGAGAGAUUUUGCUGAUAGUAUAUAAUGUACGCUAAGUUGUAAAGGUAAUAUUUAUUAGAAUACUUAUCACAUCAAUAUUCUGUUUUGAUUUUCUAUUGUUUAUGGCCAGAAUUGGUCAGAAAAUGACAAUUUACAGUCUAUCUUUAGGUUUGUAGAAGCUAAACGUCUCAAUCCACACCACACUGCGAUUAUAUGAUUAUAUUAUAUUCAUAUGACUUCCUAUGUAAAUGUUAGCGAUAAUGAUUUUAAAUCUCUUUUAUCAUGCUAUAAAGACAAAUGUAUACAAAUACUGUCAUCAAAAAAGUUUCAUAUGACGCGUUCACGCGUACAUGUGGUCAGUUUAUCUUUACUUUUUACGACUUAACGUACACGCCUAUAAAAUUAAUAGAUAUAGAUAGAUGAUUUGGCGUUUUGGUAUUCAAGGGGAAUGGGUGGUUGUUCAGGAUUAAAAUAAGUAUUACGCAGUUAAGAUUAUUACUAUUUUUUAAUUAUACAUUAUACAGUAGUAAUUUGGACUUACAUUCAAUGGAAAAGCUUGUAAUACUUAUUUUAAAACCUGGAUGACGUAAAUGAUGGCAGGGUUUACAAUCUGUGAUUGGAUGUGAUGUAAGUUAGGAUGUUAUACCAUAAAUUAAAAAUAAUGGCUCGCUAUGACAAGUGACGUUGGUUGUCGUGGAAACAUAUUUUUAAACAUGGCGGAAUCUCAUAAGCUAUCAGGAAAAAAGGAUUUUAUUUUUCUUUAUAACAAUUAUUGGUUUUGUUUUUGUACAUAAUUAACAGAAGUUUCUAGAAUAUUCUAUCUUUAUCAGAUAUGACAGGCAAGCCUUAAGCACAAACACAUUCCGUUGCCAAAGCAACGCAUUAGGGAUAUUUUAUUAUUUGAGAGGAGGUAACUCAAAAAUUGAUUGCUCCCGCGAAUUAUGUUGUUAUUAAAUGUCAAUUCAUUUAAUGACUACUAAUGUCAGUUAAUUAGUUAAAAUUGGCGAUUACCAUUAUAUUUUUAGUUUAUGGUACAAAUAAAAAUUUUGAAUCGGCCGAUUUGAGUACAAAAUUUUAGGGUAAGUGUUUUUUAAAAAUAAUUAUUCUAAUAAAUCUCUUCGUAACGUAUUGCUUAGGUUAAGAUCAAUAGUUGGGUUAGCCGUUUUGCGAAAUUAGUUUAUAUUUUUUCAACGCAAGAUAUCGCUACAAUUACAACAUUAAGUGAAUUUUAUCAGUGCGUGAUAAAACUAAGAUCUUUUGAAGUUAUAACGUAGGUGGAUAAUCCAGAUAAAAUUAAACUAAUAUUGUAAGGACACGGCACUGACAUUUUUUAGUAUGGCAAUAAUCUUUAAGAUUAUCUGUUAAUUUUUCAUUUUAUUUUAAGUUUGUUUUUUAUUAUGAGAGUUUUUAAUAAAGUCUUAUUUAAGAGAGUGGGACACAGUUAAAUGAAAGACACGUUUCUGUUGGAUUAAAAGUUUGUUUCACUAAAAUACUAUAUGUAUUAGGACCUAAGAAAAUGUUGUAUUUCAUUUAAUGUUCUACAUCUUAGGCUUAAGGUUUUUUUCAUUGAGGUGCUAAAUUGCAAUAUUCAUUGCAUUAUUAAUAUUUGUUUGGUGGUAUAAGGUUGGUGCAAAUUUAAAGUUUCUCAGUUAUACAUUUGGUGUGUCUAUAAAAUUAAAGUCAAAUUUAGAAGCUUUUGAAGCAACAAAAUCGCUUAAAAGACAUACCAUUAUGCUUUGAUAUUUAAAAUAAACACUCGCAUGUGAAUUACAGAGAAACAAGUUUUUCUCAAAUUGACAUAAGACUUCUUCGAUUAUUUGGUUGUCACCUGAAGUUAAGAUUCAAAGAAUAGGUCUACGCGCAAAAUAACUCUUCCACCUGUCAAAAUCAUAUAAAAAUUUGACAGAUGCGAUUGAGCUUCGAGUUGUCUCAGAAUGUAACCCUCUUUUUAUAAAAAAAACAUUGCGCACCGCUUUAAAAAACAAACAUAUUUUUUCAUCACAACGUAACAUAAACUGUUGACAGAAAAAGACAAAAGCGGAAUUUAGAGAAAAACUUCAAUUAGAUAAAUUUUGUUAAUGAGGGGGUUUAUCUCUGUGACGGUGGGCCAAAGAUUUUUGUCUGUUCUCCUCAUCAUUUUGGACUAUUUUUGAAGGUUCUGAUGAUGAAGACUUUCUUUAAAAUGUUAAUGGUUUAAUCCUUACAUUCUUAAUAUGUAACUUCAAAGUGUUGAAAUGUAUAACCAAUUGGUAUUUGUUUUUGUGCUGUUGUAUUUUGUCGAUAGAUUAAGACUAGUCAUAGAUUUUAUUUUUUAUUAUUAAUUUGGAUUGUUAACGAAUUGACGCUUGUAUAGUUAAUCCCGAAGUCUGCUGUUUUAAUAUGUUAUUAAUUUUAAAAAAGGUUUGCCCAUUUGCAUUACGAUAAAACUAGGAUCAUACAAAAAUAACAAUACAAUCUGAUUGUACCUUUAACAGGCAAACACAGCGUGCUUUAUACUUAAUGACUGUUGUUGAUUAACAGAAUUCUUACGUAAUAUGUGAUCUUAAAACCUAGAGAUAUAAAUUAUGAGUUAUUGCAAAAAAUUUGCAAAAUUUGCGAAACUAUGAGGAAGAGAGGUGGAAGGCACCUCUUAAUAUAUAUUUGAUAGUAUACAGCAAUUAUAUUAUCAAUUAUCUAACACAGCUUAUCAGUUGAUUGAUUUAUACUUGCUUGAAAUGAUUAGAUUCUAAAUUAUGUCGUGAUUUGAAUAAUCAAAAAUAAACAUUUUGUGUGAUUUCUGUAUGAAUUGUAUGAAUUUGUGUAAGAUGAAAAUACUUACCACGAGAAAGAGAAAGAGAGAGCCCCAGCUGACAAAUAAUUAUCAAACGGAUGUAUCACGAUGCAUAAGAUUAUUGCAAACUUACCCUACAGAGAAGUGCUAUUUCAUCUUAGUUUUAGAUAUUUUAACAUUAUGAUUGACUAAAUUAGCAGACUUGGGGCUUGCCAUAUUUUAACAUUUUUGGUACACUUAAUUCUAGCCCUUAUAUAUUCUAUAUUGAUUACGGUUUGGUGUUGCCAUCGCUAUUUUUCUUUUAUGGUUUCUUGCUAUUAUUGAUCUCUGUUGUGUCAUGUGCAAUGUAUCGCCAUAUUAUUGUUAGAAUACACCUUGGUUAGAAUAAAUGCUUUUAUUGUUGAUAA
Pieris brassicae (large cabbage white) is the source of this 4829-nucleotide messenger RNA. RefSeq lists its product as uncharacterized. The transcript has 5 exons. The record is from RefSeq and is a predicted model, not a curated record. NCBI's taxonomy places the organism in Eukaryota, Metazoa, Arthropoda, Insecta, Lepidoptera, Pieridae. The coding region runs from base 514 to 1269 and encodes 251 amino acids.